GGCGCGCUGUGGCGACCCUCUGCUCCCCUGUGAACAUGGCGCUGCCAGCGGCGAGGAGCGUGCGAGCCGCCAUCCGCACCCUGCGCGUGGCCUCGGCGCCCGCCGCGCCCUGCCCUCCGCGGCCCUGGCGGCUGACGGUGGGCGCUCUCCGGACGCUGCACACGGGACCCGCUUUGCUCUCGGUGCGUAAAUUCACAGACAAACAUGAAUGGAUAACAACAGAAAAUGGUAUCGGAACAGUGGGAAUCAGCAAUUUUGCACAGGAAGCUUUGGGAGAUGUUGUUUACUGUAGUCUGCCUGAAGUUGGGACAAAAUUGAACAAAAAUGAUGAGUUUGGUGCUUUGGAAAGUGUGAAAGCUGCUAGUGAACUCUAUUCUCCUCUGUCAGGAGAAGUAACUGAAAUUAAUGAAGCUCUUGCAGAAAAUCCAGGACUUGUCAACAAAUCUUGUUAUGAAGACGGUUGGCUGAUCAAGAUGACACUGAGUAAACCUUCAGAACUAGAUGAACUAAUGAGUGAAGAAGCGUAUGAGAAAUAUGUAAAAUCCAUUGAGGAGUGAAAAUGGAACCACUAAACAAACUAGUAUUAACUUAAUCCAGCGUAGUUGUCUUAAAUUAAUGGUGGAUAGAAGACUUGAAAUAGUGACCUUUAGCAAUACUGAUGGAAAAAGAAACUAAACACUGCUACUGGAAGAAAAUACUCCUUAACUUUCUAAUGAUUGCAGAUAAACACAAUAUUAUCUUUUUCUAAUACCCUAUAAUUUUUAGGUAUUUUACUAGGCUGUAGUAUUCAGAAUUCAUGAAAUUAUCUGUGGUAAAAACUAGUUAUAAAAAUUAUGUAGU
Molecule: messenger RNA, 840 nt
Organism: Cynocephalus volans (Philippine flying lemur)
Lineage: Eukaryota; Metazoa; Chordata; Mammalia; Dermoptera; Cynocephalidae
Product: glycine cleavage system H protein, mitochondrial-like
Exons: 1
Coding region: 36-557 (173 amino acids)
Biological process (GO): glycine decarboxylation via glycine cleavage system; protein lipoylation
Cellular component (GO): mitochondrion; cytoplasm; glycine cleavage complex
Source: RefSeq, a predicted model, not a curated record